This is a messenger RNA of Echinops telfairi (small Madagascar hedgehog), 1496 nucleotides long. It is a transcript of the gene MEAF6, whose product is annotated as MYST/Esa1 associated factor 6. Gene Ontology annotation, cellular component: NuA4 histone acetyltransferase complex. The record is from RefSeq and is a predicted model, not a curated record. NCBI's taxonomy places the organism in Eukaryota, Metazoa, Chordata, Mammalia, Afrosoricida, Tenrecidae. Bases 1 to 750 code for a protein of 249 amino acids. The transcript is spliced from 9 exons.
AUGUCUGGAGGGAUGAUUUCAGCAGCCUACGAAUAUUUAAAUCUUAUAACUGUGGGCAUCAAGACCUCUAAGCUGAUUCUCAAACCCAAGACUGCUUUUGCUGAGGCACUGCACGCUUAUACUGUCCACGCCUUUGAAAUAUCUGGUUAUGAAGAGGCUGUUAGAACAAUACAGCUGAGAAGAGGGAAUGUCAGAGAUGAUAAGCAGCAGUUAGUGGAUUUCGUCGAGCGCGCGGAGACACUCGCAAACUUGGAAAGGCAGAUCUAUGCUUUUGAAGGAAGCUACCUGGAAGACACUCAGAUGUAUGGCAAUAUUAUUCGUGGCUGGGAUCGGUAUCUGACCAAUCAGAAAAACUCCAACAGCAAAAACGAUCGAAGGAACCGGAAGUUUAAGGAGGCUGAACGACUCUUCAGUAAAUCCUCAGUGACCUCAGCAGCUGCAGUAAGUGCACUGGCAGGAGUUCAGGACCAGCUCAUUGAAAAAAGGGAGCCAGGAAGUGGCACAGAAAGCGAUACUUCUCCAGACUUCCACAACCAGGAAAACGAGCCUGCCCAGGAGGACCCCGAGGAGCUGGAUGGCUCUGUGCAGGGUGUGAAACCUCAGAAGGCUGCUUCUUCCACGUCCUCAGGGAGCCACCACAGCAGCCAUAAAAAACGGAAGAAUAAAAAUCGGCACAGCCCGUCUGGCAUGUUUGAUUAUGACUUUGAGAUUGAUCUGAAGUUAAACAAAAAACCACGAGCUGACUAUUAGAAGACUCGUUAGUAUGGAAGCUUCCAGGUUAUAGAGCCCUGCCUCCCUCUCCCACCUCACAAAGAUAAAACACCUCUCACCUGAGCACGUGGCCGGCUGCAUCUGCUAUCCCCGACCCAGUGCCUGCGGCUCCAAGUAGUUUGUUCUGAGUGCGGUGAUAAGAGUCGUUUCUGCUAGGCCACAUCGGACCCUGUACUUUGUGUCAUUUUUAGUAGCCCAGCUGCCAGGAGACCAAGACCUGCUUGUAGUGCCAGCACGGUGCUCACUGUGCGAGGCCCCUUCCUGGACUGAGAGCCCGCCGAUGUCAUCCCUGAGACCCAUCAGAAACGCUCAGCAGCGGCUGCUUAGAACACAAGCUGUGUCUCACAUGGGGCUGUAAAUCCCUGGCAUUUCCUUUGUGUUUUAUUGAUUUUUUAUUGUUGUUUUUACCAUCUUAUUUUCUUUUGGGACUUUUUAUAAUGCUGCUGUACAGCUCAGACCUUCCUGCCGACAUCUCUGUUUUGUGAAGUUGCCAAUAUUCUUAAUCUGGUUUAGCAUAAAUAAAAAGGGGAACUUGGCUAGCUUGUCUUUUUGCAGAGGAAAGGUAAAGAGUGGUUAGUUCAUCAUUGUCUGUAUGAAAUCUUUCUCAGUUGAAAGCAGCUUCAUGCUCCACGAAUAGGAAUAGCUGAAAAAUGCCAGCUUAAAUCAGUCCUUUACAAAUACCUAUUGUUUUGUAUAAAUAAAAUGCCACAGGCUUUGACCUCUCA